AAUCUGUUUACAACCAAAGGGGGAGACACAAGUUGGAAUUUCUAUUUCUCUCUUUUAAUUUUUUUUUUUUAAUACUGUUUGGAGAAUUCAAAGCAAAACAAAGAAACUGUCUCCUCUAGGGUUGUCAGUGAGAAAGGACAAGCUGUGCAACUGGUUUGGAAUUUGCAAAAAGGCAAGGGGGUGGGGAUCAGAAGAAGGUGCAAAACCACAAAGUACCUUUCUGCAUCUAAGAUGGUGAAGAAAGGAGUGAGGAAGAGAACAAAAUAACUACUGGGAAGUCUCAAACCAGGACUCGAAGGAUUAAAAGGCAGCAACUUCUGAGGCGAUUUGUCCCCUGAGUUAUGGAUGUUGGUGCACUUACUUCAGGCCAGAUCAGAGCUCGGAGGGAUCUAACCAGAAGCAGCAACCACCGGCUCUCCACUUGCCUUUUACCAGGUUUUACCCUUCCAGUAUGUUUCAUUUGAUUAGACAUUUUCCAGCGCCCAGAGUUUCAGUACAAUGUGCAAAUGGAUACUGACAAAUGGUGCCUCAGCCUUUUCCCACCUGCUUUGUUGCUGCUUGCUGCUGCUCUUCUCGGCAUCUUCUGUGCCUGUCACCUGCCAUGACCUCGGCCAGGACAUGCUGUCCCCGGAAGCCACCAACUCUUCUUCUUCAUCGUCCUCCUCCUUCCCCUCGUCCUUCUCCUCUCCUUCCAGUGCGGGGAGACACGUGCGGAGCUACAAUCACCUCCAAGGUGAUGUGCGCAAGAGGAAGCUCUACUCUUACAACAAGUACUUUCUCAAGAUCGAGAAGAACGGCAAGGUCAGCGGCACCAAGAAGGAGAACUGCCCCUUCAGCAUAUUGGAGAUAACAUCUGUAGAAAUCGGAGUUGUAGCAGUUAAGUCCAUUAAGAGCAACUAUUAUUUAGCCAUGAACAAGAAAGGAAAAGUCUACGGCUCUAAGGAGUUUAACAGUGAUUGCAAAUUGAAGGAAAGAAUAGAAGAAAAUGGAUAUAACACAUAUGCUUCCUUAAAUUGGAAGCACAAUGGAAGGCAAAUGUUCGUGGCCCUGAAUGGAAGGGGAGCCACAAAGAGAGGACAGAAAACAAGAAGGAAAAACACUUCAGCUCACUUUCUUCCAAUGGUAGUAAUGCCAUAGAUGAAGGAAAUAUUUUAUUGAUGCAGUUGAAUCAAAGGCUCUUAUGUCAAGAAUAUUUGGUAAUCCUCUUGAAGAGUAAAUGCAAGGAAAUAGUGCAGACAUCUGCUUGUUUGUAAAGAGAGCAGGGGAAGCCUUUGAAGGUUUUGUACUCAUUGCUGGCACAUGAAAUACUUUUAUUUAGUUUGGUAUCAUAUCUUAUAAUCAAGAUACAAGCUGGAUCAAAUGGGAUGGAAGUUAUUGCCAAUGUGAACAAUUUUUUUUAAUCUCUGAGACAGAACUUAAGGGACUUGAGACAAUCUGUUGAAUGAUCUUCGUGGGGAAAGUUAUUUAUAGAUUACUAACUCAUAUCAAAGACCUUAAUUGCUCAUUCAAGCCUAAUGAUCCAAUGAACAGUUAGACAUGCUAGCAUUUACUGGAAGCACUUGGAUCACAUGCACAAAUAAUGACAUUUCUGGAGAAGCCUUGUGGAAGAAUGGAUAGGAUUAAGGAGUAUAAGCAAAGUAGUGUAAAACUGUUCUAACAAAAUGAACAGUGUGGUUUGCUUGUAUGUUCUAAC
Messenger RNA from Aquila chrysaetos chrysaetos, 1693 nucleotides. RefSeq names its product fibroblast growth factor 10-like. Gene Ontology annotation, biological process: positive regulation of ERK1 and ERK2 cascade; limb development; positive chemotaxis. Lineage: Eukaryota; Metazoa; Chordata; Aves; Accipitriformes; Accipitridae. The transcript is spliced from 5 exons. Gene Ontology annotation, cellular component: cytoplasm. Bases 499 to 1137 code for a protein of 212 amino acids. The record is from RefSeq and is a predicted model, not a curated record. Gene Ontology annotation, molecular function: type 2 fibroblast growth factor receptor binding; chemoattractant activity; growth factor activity.